Molecule: messenger RNA, 762 nt
Organism: Linnemannia hyalina
Lineage: Eukaryota; Fungi; Mortierellomycota; Mortierellomycetes; Mortierellales; Mortierellaceae
Source: the annotation of a GenBank genome assembly
AUGCGUGCCACUGUACUCUUAUCCCUCCUCCUGGCAUCCCUCUACGAGGUCUCUGCUGUCGAGAACACCAGCCCCUUCCUCGCAUGGUCACCACAAGAGUUUUCUUCCAGAAGCCUUGACACCCAAGUGAUUUCAGUCCAGGAUCUGCAUGAGGGACUGAAUGAUCUCGCCGACUGCUCUCACAGAGCCAUUUUGAUUAUCGACGAGCCAGAGCUUCGCGCUACUGAUUUGGGACGUGGUGGACGUAACAAGCUGAAGAACCAGGUCCAGGGCGCUGAGAGCUCGCUCCAGAUUCCCUUUGUCAACGGAGCUGUCGAUCUGGAGACCUUGGCAGAGCGUCUCUCUCAGAAGUGCAACGCUGUUCUGGUGAACGGCAACGUCGACUCUGAUGCCCUGAGCUCUGUCGAGGGUCCUUCAGUUAUCUACAAGAAGCUUGCAACUGGAUCCGUCGAUGAAAAGGAUGAGGCUGUCGAGGAGAUUAUUGCUCAGAUUCACAAGAAGUACCAGGAUGACUACUUGGUUCUGUACUCGUCCAGCCAGAUCAAGGAAUUGCCUACACACCACUUCAGCCCCAGACAGUUGCCAGAUGAGCCAACACCCACUACCAAGCCCUCAGGACUCUUCCAUCACUACACAUUCUUCUCCCAGGGCAUCUUUAUGGGCUUGUUGAUCUCUGUCAUCGUUGUCCCCAUUGCCAUGAUGGGUAUCUUCUGGAACUUGAGCGUCCAACAGCCACAGCGUUUUGAGAAGAAGCAGAACUAA